AUGUCCGCCCCUCAAGAAUACAAGAGCGAGCUGCUCCCCCUCCUCAUGUCCAACAAUGUCCUCUCCUUCGGCACCUUCGUCCUCAAGUCCGGUCGCGAAUCUCCUUACUUUUUCACCUCCUCCCUCCUGCACACUGCUCCCUUGCUGCGCGCCACCUCCUCAGCCUAUGCUAGUGUGCUCGCCAGCGAACCUUUCGUGAGCACCGCCGCCGAUGGCACCACCAAGCCCAACUUCGACAUCAUCUUCGGCCCCGCAUACAAGGGAAUCCCUAUCUGUGCCGCUGUCACCAACGAGUUGGCUGUGCGCGACUCCUUAGCUGCUACUCCGAAGGGUACCUGGGACAAUGUCAGCUACUCCUUCAACCGCAAGGAAGCCAAGGCUCACGGCGAGGGUGGAAACAUUGUCGGCGCUCCUCUGAAGGGCAAGCGCGUUGUUAUUGUUGACGAUGUCAUCACCGCUGGAACUGCCAUCCGUGAGGCUGUCAGCAUUAUUCAGAAGGAGGGUGGCAUUGUUGCUGGUAUUGUCGUUUUGCUGGAUCGUGAGGAGCGUGUUAGCGACACCGAGUCUAAGAGCGCCAUUGGUGUUGCGCAGCGCGAUCUGGGUGAAAGCAUCCCUAUCCGUGCGGUGAUUGGCUUGCACGAUUUGAUUGAGCAGCUUGGCGAUAAGAUUGGCGCGCAGGAGGUCCAGCGUCUGAAGGACUACCGGGCCCGCUAUGGCGCGGAGUAA
Molecule: messenger RNA, 726 nt
Organism: Penicillium angulare
Lineage: Eukaryota; Fungi; Ascomycota; Eurotiomycetes; Eurotiales; Aspergillaceae
Product: orotate phosphoribosyltransferase
Exons: 1
Coding region: 1-726 (241 amino acids)
Biological process (GO): pyrimidine ribonucleoside biosynthetic process; 'de novo' pyrimidine nucleobase biosynthetic process; pyrimidine nucleotide biosynthetic process
Cellular component (GO): cytoplasm
Molecular function (GO): orotate phosphoribosyltransferase activity
Source: RefSeq, a predicted model, not a curated record